UCUGUGUAAUUUUGUGUAAAUUUGCAAAAUAAUUUAUGUACAGCGUGGAGAAAUGCUUAAAUAGUUACUAAACACUUAAAUUUGCAGCUAUUGUUCGUAUUAAUAGCAAAAUAUUAAUAUGGACAAAUCUAUUUUGAAUCAGUUCACUUCCUAUGUUGAGCAGCUACGCAAUACGGAAUGCAGUCAAAAAGAGAAGAUAACGUACUUCCAACAUAUUGCCGAGUGCAUUAUGUCGCCGGGGCUGGCGGGUCACAUAAAUUAUGCCACCCACAUAAAUACGGCGACAACUGUGUUGCUGCUGUUUUGUGAAGAUCUGGAUCCUGUGGUGCGCAUGAAUGCGGAGGAAAAUCUGAAUCGCAUAUUUCGUGCGUUGGAAAAAACACGUGUCAGUCGCAUACUAAUGGAUUUGUACGGCGAAAUAAAACGCAAUGGCAACCAACGUUCGUUGCGCAUCUGUUUGAACUUAUUUGCCUACUAUUCCCCGCAAAUAAGAGAACGCAAUAUUAAAUGGUAUGCUGUACGUUUAUUGCCUUGCUUGCAAACCAUAGCGCAACGUAAGGAGACACAGCUUUGCGAAACGUUAUGUGAAUUUGUGAAAAAUUUUGGAAAAUAUUUGCAAAUGGGGCUGACGGACAGUGAAUCCUGUAAGCUGUUUGAGUCUUCCAUGGCAAAUAUUGGCGUCGAGUGCGCGGUGAAACGUCGCUGCUCUGCGCAAAAUUGCAUCAGUCUAAUUGAAAAUUCGCGCAAUAAGAGUUUGAUGGCCAAACAUGGACUAAGCAAGGCAUUUGAAUUUCUACUUGUCGACCAGCAACAACACAACGUGGUCGGUGUGCUCGGCUUCCUGCGCUUGCUGCUGCCAUUAAUCAUACAUGGAUUCAGCACUGAUUGUUUGGACGAUUGCGAUGAUGGCCACAGCACACAAGCAGCACACGCCGGAGUCAAUAAAGGCAAGGCACACAACACACGACCGACACCGACGAUGACGACGACGACGACGACGACGACGAAGACAGGCGCCGGAGCAGGCGGUGCGCACACAACACAAGCCACUACAACAAUGACAACAACAACUGCAAAGCCAAUCAACACUGAGUGCAGGCAAAUUAUUGAAAUUUUCGAUUAUUGUUUGCAUUUGUUGAACAUCAGCAGUGCUUCUCAGCAUUCCAUCAUAAAUGCCGCACUUGAGGUCAUCAAUGCAGUGCUGCAGGCACUCGAUGCUGCUGCUGCUGCUGCUGGCAACAACAAUAGCCACCAAGGUAACGACAAUGGCAACAACAAUGAUAUUUUAAAAUGUUUGCAAGCAGCAUUGUGUAAUCAACAAUUGCAACAUGCCGAGUAUCUGCGGCGAAGGAAAUCAUUAAAGAAUCAAAUAUUCCAAUUGAGAAAUUACGAGGCGGCUGCCGCAGCAACGAUGGUGGUGCCGACACCUGCGUGGCAGCAGCAGCGGCGUGGCGUUGCAGACGAUUUCCAUGAAUUGACUGGAAAAGACGUUGAUGACAGCGAAGGUGAAGUUGUAUUGCGUCGAGCACCGAAUAUGCGCUUUACCGGGCGCAGCGUCAGUGAAUGUGUUAUUGACGAAGAUGAUGAUGAGACGCAUAGAACCGCAUUGUCAACAGAUUUAGUUGCCGUUGCGCAUACUGAUGUCGAUGCCGAUGCCGUUGGAAGAGCUAUCUAUGCCGAUGGCGUUGUUGGUGUGCUUGUCGAUGUGGAUGACGAUGACUUUACAACACUUUCGGAAAUAAAUGAACCACAACAGCUUAGGGCGUCGACAGCAGUUGCGAUGGUGCCGCCAUCCUAUGCACUCACAACGACAAUUGACGUUGAUAAUCUGAUUGAUGCAAUUGACGCGACAACAACAACGGCAACGGCAACGGCGAGGACGACGGAGGCCGCCACAAGCAGCAGCACCGGCACCAGCUGCGGCACUGGCAAUCGCAAUCGCACUAAUAUUGGCGCUGUGCAAACAAAAAUUCAAGGCAUGCAACCGCAAAACGAACAUCAACAGCAGCAACAGCAACAACAACAACAACAAGGGCACAACGAGCUGCAAUCUCUCGAAAGACAGGUAGAGCCGCAAAAUUUGCUUACUGCUCCCUCGCAAAUUGGUGCUGUCGGCUUCGGAGGUGCUGGCGUUGCUGGUGUUGGCGGCGUUGAUGCGGGUGGCAGCGGCAGCGGCAGCGGUGAUGACAAAUCACAACAUUUGAGUGACAUCGACAAUGAAUCCUUCAAUAGCAUUGAUUUUGAGGCGGAAAUCACCAUAGCAGGCAUGACGACGGGCGGCAUGGGCGCGGCGGGCACCGGUGCGUUUGGAUCGCCCACAAAAAGCAAUGCGGAGCUAACAACUGCAACAACAAUAAGCGGUAUAAGCGGUGAUACGGCGCCUGCUGGUGCGGCUGCAGCCGGCGACAACGCUGCCGGCAACAAAUUGAGCAGCAGCGGUGACACAAUUGGCUCGUUCUUCAACAAUUUGAUUUCGAAUGCAGCUUCCGAAUCGAUGAGCAAACUUUUUCGGCCAUCUUCAGUCUCACGUGCCACACCCACCAAAAGCGUGCCGCCCACCGCAAGCGAUAAAGUUGAUGUCGUGUCCACCGCGUCGGAGGCGACCAGCACAGCACCAGCGGAUAGCAUUUCAUUGAUAUCGACGGCGAGCAGUGGCAAUAAAGCGCUGGAUACGGGUAACUCUGCCGCAGCCGAUCCGCAAUCCGACUCCGUGCGCACAUAUACACACUCGAUUGCCAGCUCCUCUUUGGGCAUGCAUGACGACACGGUGUCCACGGCUUUGUUGGUGGACACAAGUUUGCAUAGCGCCAGCGAAUAUGACACGGAACGAGCGGCUGCACAGGCUGAACCGAUGGGCAGGGAGCGACGCGUGCCAAAUGCAAAUCCCUUCUUGAACGAGAAAACUUUAAUAGAACAGCCGGUUUUGGGUCAACUAUCGCAGCUCACCCUAAAAAUAGGCACACCCUUCGAACAAUCCAUUGUACGGUAUACGGCGCGCUUGAUAGCUGCGCGUUUCCUGCUUGCUGGGCAAGCAAGCGCUUUGCUGAAUGACACGCAAAUACGCAUCUCCAUCAAGAGUCUUUCGCUGUCGGUGCUGGCGCAUUGCGUACGCUUCGAUCCGGAGGUGUUGCAACUACCUUUGGAGAUCACCGCGCGUGAGCUGCUGGAUGUGAGUAAGCAGUCGCCUGCGCUCGCCGCCACGGCGGUCCUACCAACCUCGUCCAAAAGUUCGAGCGCCAGCGCCAGUCCGCAAAGCGAUGACAAUGUCAGCGGCAGCAGCUUGAACUUGGGCAAAGACUAUGAGCAUUUGGAUGCUGUGGACUUCAUUAAAAGCAGCAGCGCGCAACCCAUGUUGGCAACUGCCCCAGCGGCGCUUAAUGAUUUGCCCGCUGAAUUGCAGCUGCUCGAAAUCAAAGACGAUCAUUUCGGCAAAAGUACUUGUGAUUAUUUACUGCAUUCCACAACGGAGCUCAGCAAGAGCGCCGAUCCGGUGCUGAUGUCACAACAAAUGCGCGUCACGCCCGGCAAACCGGACACGCGGCACAUGCAACAGCCUUUAUCGAAGUCGGAAAUUAUAGCAUCGAAAACGUCGCAGAAGCAGCCAUCGCAGCGCACGCCAAAUCAGUCGCAGUCAUCGCCUUAUCGCGUCACCGAAUCCGUGGAGGAUGCGCCACCACAAAUGCUGCCACCACGUCCGCCUAAGCGCACGAAAUCGCAGCGCAAAUCGAUUGCAACCGCUACAGCCACAGUCACAGCUCUGAUGCAAAUUGAUGAGCAUUUCAGUAGACGACCUGCACCGGAAACACCUUCACAGCAGCCGCAACAAGUGACAGAUGUGCUGCUCUACUAUAAUCACAGCGAUCCGAUGUUGCGUGGUGGCGUACAGCAAAUUAUUGGUGGAUUUCUGCAAGCGAUGGGCGUGAAAGAUUUGGGCGUUAGCUUAAAGUUGAAUGUACAACAUCUAUUGGCGAUGCUUGUGAAGGGCCUGCAAGACGACAUACACACAGUGGUCAUACAGGCGUUGAAUGCAUUCGAGAAGAUAUUUCCGUAUGUGGUGUCCAAAUAUUUGAUAUUGCCGGCAGCGCAUCAUCAGCACAAGCAACAAAAACUGCAACAACAACAGCAGCAAACACAUGCCGGCAGCGCCGAGGCAGCUGAAGCAGUUGAUAAGAGUGGCCGGAAAUGCCAUGCUAAUGCCGCUGGCCAAGUGCCACAACAGCAAGAACAACAACAACACCAGCAGCCACAGCAGCGCACUAACGAUGCUACAAAAUCUGGCUUCCACACACACGUUGGCAGCAAAUCGCCGGCAAAUGCCACUGCUGCUAAGACAUGUCCUCGAACGCUUUUCAACGAUAAUGAUGCGCUUAUAGCUGCACUUUUGAAUGAUUUUCAAUUGCAAUCGAAAUCGAAUCGUAACGGCAGCGACAGCAACAGCAACAGCAACAACGACAACACCAACAACGACCAGCAUACAAAUGAUACGGCCACUCAGCCGCAGACGGCAGCCGUGGCAGGCAGCAGCAGCAGCAGCAGCAGUUGCAAUACAACUGAUCCACUUGCACAGCCACUUCCGCUUCCGUUGGCCGCUUUGCGCAUUUCACCGAAAUUGCUGUUGAGCAAACUUCGUCUAUGUCAUUACAACAAAUAUUGGUUAGUUCAAAAUAAAUACGCCGAAGUUAUUUCGAAUUUAAAUUAUGCUGCCUUACAUGCGGCAUGCAACGUUUGCCAUGGUCACUGUUGUGGCACGGCGAUUGGCUGUGCAUGUGCCAUUGGCGGCGGCGGUGCUGAAGUGCUGGAAGACGCCGCCGCCGUUGCUGUGAGUGGCGGCUGUGACGUCUUCGUUGCUGAUAACAAUACCGUUAAUGCCACAUUGCCUGUCGGCGGUGGCACUACCACGGCGUAUGCGUGUGCGGAGGAUAUGUCAUACAAGGAUUUGGACGAUAGUGUCUGCAUUUACGAGUCCCAAUUUUUGGAUGAACUUUUGCAAUUGAUCGGCAACGAUGAUUUCCGUGUCAGAGAAAACGCCGCGCUUUGCCUCGGCCGCUUCAUCAUGGAAAAUGCAAAAUACAAACAACAACAACAACUACAUUAUAACAAUCAAACCUACAACUCGUCGAAUAAAAUUGAAAAUUCGGGCGUUGCGCCUUUCGGUUUUGGUUUUGAUGUUGCUGCUGCUGCUAGUCAUGCCGCGGGCGCUGUUGCGUCUGGUGACGACAAAUCGCUCUCGCCGUCCACCUAUGAGACUAAUUUCAAUUUGCUGUGGGAUUUUUUCGACUAUCGUCUGUUUAGCGGUCUGCCAUUGCCGUUACGUAAUUUAUUCAGAGCCACGUCAUCGCCAACAUUGCCGGCGUCGACAACUGCCACAGAAGUCACAACAGCGGCGGCGUCGUUGUCACUCGAUAGUAACGGUGAUUUUUACGGCGCGCUACCGCAACGGCAUCGUGCGGAGGAGCAGAAAUUGUUGGCCAAAGUUUUGUAUCGCAUGACAAAUAAACUGAUGGUGCUCGAUGAUAAAAAUGCACAGUUCGGCAUAAUUUACACAUUGAAAAUGUUGCUACAAGAUUUUAAUUUCAUUGAUUACCAGCGUGCAUGGACGGAAUUUAAUUUCAUUGAAAUCUGCCAGAGAUUCUCCUACCACAAUUAUGCCACGGCCGUGGACUUGGCUUGUCAGAAUGAUUUGAUUGAUGUUACCGGCAAACUAAUGGCAGGUUACAUGUUGGCUUCCACGUUAACCGCUGAUCAACCGGAACGCUCGCUGCAAUUACAAUUGGAACAACUGUUGGUGCAUGUCAUGAAGAUACUCAACAUCUACUAUCAUUUGAUUACGCAACAAAAGCCCCAACUAUUUGUGAAAGUGCAGAAAAGCGAUCUGUUCGCCAAUGCGAAGGAAUUGGCGCUGGUGCAGAGCGUCGGAUAUUUCGGCAGCGAUUACAUUUAUAUAAAACUUUACAACAUUUUAAGAAGUGCUAAUGACAGCUACAAGAUUACGAUAAAUCAAGAAUCCGGCAGGUUAUUAAUUUCGCUACUCCGGACGUGCCUCAACACUUUGGGCUUGUGCAUUGAAUUGCGCGCACACACCGCACCAACACCAACACCCGCCGGCACGCCCACCGGCCAUACGCCCAGCCAUGGACGACAGCGCGGCCAYAGCCCCGGCAGCAGUGGCGCGGACACGACGUCCAACACUGGAACUGGAGCUGCUACGGCAGUCUUCCCCACCAACGCCACUCUAAAAUUAAUUGAAGAAAUUCUCCAGCUUUUCCUCAAAUCGAAUGCACGUGUYCAGGCGCCCAUWUUGGAGUUGYUGUCGCAGUUGCUGGAACUCAAUGUCACUUACAUGCUGAACGAGAGCUUGACGUUCGAAUGGAGUUUUACGAAUAUGUGCAAAAAUAGAGUAAGACUUUGUUCAUUAUUUAAANGCCAAAAUUAUGGCAACCAGCAGCGAGACUAUUAUGCCACAUUCAUAAGGCCGUAUUUUGUGGUGCGCAGCAAAGGACAACAGCUGCAACUACACCUACAGCAACAGCAACAGCAACAGCAGCAGCAGCGAAGUCCGCACAAACAACAAACAACAAAGUGGCCAACAUACAACAAACAACAACAGCAACACGCGCAGCAGGGAAGUAGCCGUAGAGGAAGCAACAGCAGCAGCAGCAGUAAGUUCACGCAAGCCAGUGGCGAUCACCAGCAGGCAAUGACUAUGUUGCAUGCCAUAAAUUCCGCUGYUGCAACAGCUUUGGCUUCCACCGUCGCAGCUGUAGGAGUUCCGAGAUCAAUGGCAACAACAAGUGAUGGCUCAACCAACGCGCUCAAGGGCGCGGCAGGCRUUGGUUUGUCGACCCCGACAAUGACUACGUCAACUGUCAGACACAAUGAGCCAAAUGUAAUUGGUGCACAAGCGCAAGCGACUUAUGCCAACCGUGGUCAGGCGCUCAUUGACUCCGGUCAUGCCAGUGGCGUUGUGAGUGUGGCAGCUGUUGCAGCUAGUGGCGACGACCACAAUCAACCGCACUUGUCGGCUACAGAGUAUUAUCGUUUGAUGGGCGAAUUAUUUGCGAGCGGCCUAAAUUUGCAAGCUGCCAAGUCGGAGCGUGCCGGCGACUGUGUAAAGCAUAUUAAACUGUUUGAGCCGCUGGUAAUCUAUUGUCUCAUGCUUUUCCUCAAAUCGAAUGCACGUGUYCAGGCGCCCAUWUUGGAGUUGYUGUCGCAGUUGCUGGAACUCAAUGUCACUUACAGUGUGUUGGACUCGAAAAAUGUAAUAUUUGAUCAGAUUUUAAACAAUUUGGAUUUAAUUGAAAAUGGCAUCGUCAG
This is a messenger RNA of Bactrocera latifrons, 7314 nucleotides long. RefSeq lists its product as uncharacterized. NCBI's taxonomy places the organism in Eukaryota, Metazoa, Arthropoda, Insecta, Diptera, Tephritidae. Gene Ontology annotation, cellular component: cytoplasm. The transcript has 16 exons. The record is from RefSeq and is a predicted model, not a curated record. The annotation marks the transcript as partial.